UCACCCUCAGCCACGAUGAGUGAUGACAUACCACUGAAUUUAAAUUGCAAAUUGGCAAUAAAGUCAAUUCUGCCAAUCUUUAGAUGUCUGAAUUACCUGGAAAGGAGUGUAGAGAAGUGCAACAUAGUCAGCAGGUUGGAUAAAGGCAGAGUCGUCUUUCAGUUCUUCUGCAGGCAUGGCAUUAAAAGAACUCACAAUGUGUAUUUCCAAGACAGCCAGCCCUUGAAAAUUCUCUUUGAAAAGAGCUUGUGUGCGAAUAUCCUGACGAUUAAACCAAGAUUGCUGGCUGAGGCCAUUGCUCUUCUAACAUCAAAUCAAGAGGAAGUCACCUUCUCCGUUACUCCAGGGAACUUUUGCCUCAAGAGUUCAAGUGGGGAAUCACUCGACUUAACCAGUUCUGUGUACAGCGAGAUGUCUUUUGGCCCGGAAGAGUUUGACUUCUUUCAGGUGGGAUUUGAUACCGAAAUAACAUUUUGCUUUAAAGAACUGAAGGGCAUCCUUGCCUUCUCGGAAGUGACACACUCUCCCUUAGCUAUCUACUUUGACCUUCCUGGGAAACCGGUCGUUUUGAGCAUUGACGACAUGCUCUUGGAGGCGAACUUCAUCUUGGCCACGUUAGGGGAUUACCCAAGUAGAGUGUCUUCACCACAGUCGCUGUGUCUUUCCCAGGCACAAAGGUCAGACCCCAUUCAGUCAGAUGCUCAGGUGAGUAAAAGCCGAGCCUGCCAGGCCCCAGAGAGCAUCUCUCGAGCAGCACCCAAAAGGCUGUUUCCCAAGGAGCUGCUGGACAGCAGCUCUGCAGCAGAGAUCAAGAGAGCUAGCACCAACCAGGAUGACAUCUCCAUAGUGCCUGAAACUAUUGUCAGUGACAUGGAGAAAGAACCAGAACCUUCACACCUCAGAAAGUUUUCCUGUAUGUUCUUCGGAGCAGUUUCUUCUGAACAGCAAGAACAUGUUGGCCACCCCUUGGACAGCCUCGCCAAAGCAAGUGACAGUGAGGAGGACUCAGGUGGAUGCACGUCCACAGCCUAGGCUCAGUGAUAGCUGUACUGGGUGCUGGGCCUGGCUCCUUGAAGCCAAAUGAGAAUGGAGCACACUGUCCCAGGCUGCCCUGGAGAUGUACGUGCCUCUGCUCUUCCCAGUACCACAGUGCACUAAAAUCCAUGUGCCACGGAGGGGACAGAGCUGGCGGCACAGGAAUUAGCCAUUAGGGUUUAGACGCCUGUUUAUUCUGCAGCCUUGACAUGUCCUUGGCCGGCCCCCAAAGCAGACUUUCCUCAGCAUCGGGGUUGGUGGAGUUCUGUACCUGACUGUAGACAGCAGUCAUACA
Psammomys obesus (fat sand rat) is the source of this 1330-nucleotide messenger RNA. It is a transcript of the gene Rad9b, whose product is annotated as RAD9 checkpoint clamp component B. Gene Ontology annotation, biological process: mitotic intra-S DNA damage checkpoint signaling; cellular response to ionizing radiation; DNA replication checkpoint signaling. NCBI's taxonomy places the organism in Eukaryota, Metazoa, Chordata, Mammalia, Rodentia, Muridae. Bases 16 to 1032 code for a protein of 338 amino acids. The record is from RefSeq and is a predicted model, not a curated record. Gene Ontology annotation, cellular component: checkpoint clamp complex. The transcript is spliced from 9 exons.